Acaulospora morrowiae is the source of this 347-nucleotide messenger RNA. NCBI's taxonomy places the organism in Eukaryota, Fungi, Glomeromycota, Glomeromycetes, Diversisporales, Acaulosporaceae. The record is from the annotation of a GenBank genome assembly.
UACACUUUAUACCACCCCUACUUCUGUUGCUGAAAAAUAAGACGGUCUCGCUGGCGGACGAUAUUAAAAAAUAUGACACGGUCAAGCUUAUAGAUUUAUUGCGUGGGAAAAAAGACUUGGGUCUUGACGACGAUAACUUGGAAAUAAUUCGCAAAGAAAAGGUUAAUGGCCUAGACUUCUUUGACUUAACCCGGGAAGAACUUGAAAAACAUGAAAAACAUGGAAUUAAAUUAGGACCAGCUAAGAGACUCGUGAAGUUCGCCAAAGAGUGUAAGGAGAAGAAGUUGCGCUCGUUCUCCUCGUACAAGACUAAGAAAGACUUGAGAGGUGGUAGCGAAGCAUGGUAA